UCAUGUUUUGUUGAGUUGUGGCACAGCGUGACAGUCAUCAGCUCUCUGCAGUCUUCAGACUUUAACUGAAAGUUUGAUUUAAUGGGAAACUUUUGGUCAGUUUAACACUUUGCCUAAAGUGAUAAGUGCGUUUCAAACUUUACAUCAUGUCCAGCAAUAUGUUGGUCAAAACCCUGGAGGACCUCAGCCUGGAUUCGGGCUAUGCUGCUGGGGACCUCAGCGUGUCCUCCUCCGGUAGAUCAAGGCAGUCUCAGCCGAACACGAGCACUCCUCAUCGGGGUACCUGGUGGCAGCACGCCGGCAGCUGGGACACGGUGAGCUCACUGCCGGAGGACGCGGUGGACAUCCUAGCCAAGUGUCCCUGCCUGCCCGAGCUAGAGGAGUGUCCCUGGACCGAGAGGGAGCUGCGGGGAAUCAUGCUUCGAGUCGCCGGCUCCUCGUCGUCUUUUACCGGUGAGGCUGUCCACCGCUUCUCCGCUCUGCUCCGGAGGGCUUUGGUGCGCGUCUCCCGGGAGGCGCAGCGGCUCAGUGAGCGCCACAGGCGGUGCACACGCCUGGAGGUGCAGAGCGCGGCGAGGCUGGUGCUGAGCUGGAGUCUGGCCGAGAAGUGCGUCUCCUCCGCGGUGAAGGCUGUGUCCCUGCACUGCAUGAGCUCCGGGGACACCGCGCGUCAGAGGAGCAAGUCCGCGCGCUGCGGGCUCACGCUCUCCGUGGGCCGCGUCUUCAGGUGGAUGGUGGAAACACGCGUCUCGGUUCGCGUGCAUGAGGACGCCGCCGUGUGCCUCACAGCCUGCAUGGAGAGUUUGAUGGAGGAGGUGGUCGGACGGGCGCUGAAAGCUGCGAGGCUGACCGAAGAGGAGGAGGAGGAGGAGGAGGAGGAGGAGAGCACCUGCUGCCCGGUGACCGCGGAGCUGCUGGAGGGAGCCGUCAACAACGACGCAGAGCUGUGGGGGCUGCUGCAGGUCUACGAGCAUCUGAUAUGUGGCAAAAACGCCAACGGUGAGCUGUCGCUUCCGGCUCAGGUCAGCCCGUACCCGAAGGUUCCUGAGGAUUCGAUGGAGAGCAGGGAGGAAGCCUAUGUCCAUCUGGAGCUGAGAACACUGGAACAGGCCCUCCUCGCCACCUGUGUGGGCAGCAUCGCCGAGCUCAGUGAUCUGGUGUCCCGAGCGAUGCACCACAUGCAGCGUCUGCGCAGCUCAAUACCCUUCAUCAGCCCGGCUCGCUCGGCCAAUCAGACGUCAGUAUCCUGGGCCCCUGACGCCCUCCGAACACUCUACUACUUCCUGUCCAGCCCACAGAUGGAGUCACUGGAAAACCCCAACCUGGAGCCUCCGACCAUGACGCUGAGCAGAGAGAGGCCGUUCCUGCUCCUCCCUCCUCUCAUGGAGUGGAUCAGAGUCGCCGUGGUGCACGCUGAACAUCGCCGCAGCCUAUUGGUGGACAGUGACGAUGUCAGACAGACCGCCAGGCAGCUCCUCCCAGGACUGGACUGUGAGCCCAGACAGCUGAGGUCGGCGUGCUGUUUCCAGUCGCUGAAGUGUUUGGACGCAGAAGCUGCUUCUGCAAAGUUCCAGCUCGAUCUGGGCUUCCGGAUGCUCUCGUGUGGUCGAGCCGAUCUGGUCCAUCAGGCCGCUCAGCUUCUGGGAGCCGAGGGGGUGAACGCCUCAGACGACCAGGGGAUGACUCCACUGAUGUACGCCUCUGCAGCCGGAGAUGAAGCUCUGGUUCAGAUGCUCAUAGAGGCCGGAGCUCACCUGGACCUGCAGGUCCCGGGCUGCUCUUCCAGACACCCGUCGCUUCACCCCGGCAGUCGUCGCUGGGUGGCUCUGACCUUCGCUGUGCUGCACAGUCACCUGUCUGUGGCUCAGCUGCUGUUGGAGGCCGGAGCAGAUGUGGAGGGAGGAGCUCUGCUGGACGGUCAGGAGAGCUCGGCCGAGACGCCGCUGCAGCUCGCCGCUGCUGCAGGUCACUACGAGAUGGUGAGCCUGCUGCUCACCCACGGAGCAGACCCUCUGCUCAGAGUGCAUCAUGGGAAUUCACUGAUGUCUCCGCUGUACGAGGACAUGAACUGCUUCAGCUACGCCGCAGCACAUGGACACAGGAACAUCCUGAGGCGGCUUCUGCUGCAGCCGCAGCCCAGGAAGGAGGACAUCCUGUCUCUGGAGGAGAUCCUGGCUGAAGGAGUAGAGGAGGACUGUGGAGAAGAAACCGGAGCUCCUGAAACACAGAGUCCAGUCCCCCGGCUGUGUAAGGCGCGGAUGAAAGCCCUGCAGCAGGCGGCGUACUACAGCGCAGAGCACGGUUACCUGGAUGUAACCCUGGAGCUCAGAGAGAUGGGUGUUCCCUGGAGGCUCCACACCUGGCUGCAGAGUCUGCAGAGAGCCGAGCAGCUGAGCAGGGACAGAGUCAUCGUCUCGCUCCUCUCAGAGUUCUCCUCCAUCAGGACGGACGAUUACGGCCCCGAGCUCCUCUCGUCAGGCGUACCGCUCAUGUUCAGCAUGCUGGAAACCAGUAAGGAUUACGUGAUAACGAAGCGUCUGGCGUCCGUGUUCUCCCUCUGUUACGGCGUCUCUCCCGUUCCUCCGAUCCCUCCGCUGGACGUCACUCUGUCCACGCAGCUCGAUAUUCAGUUCCUGAACAACCCGGAGAUGUCCGACGUGACCUUCAUGGUGGACGGGCGUCCGUUCUUCGCUCACCGGGUGCUGCUGAUGUCGGCGUCUGAACGGUUUCGACAGAUGCUCUGCGAUUCCCCCGAUGACAUCAUCUACAUCAGUCACAUGACCUACAGCACGUUCCAGACGAUGAUGACGUCUCUGUACUGUGGAGGAACAGAGGGGCUGACUGUGUCUCCGUCUGAGGCCGUGCAGCUGUUCCCCGUGGCGUCCUUCUUCCAGCUCAGAGGUCUGCAGAGGAGCUGUGAGACGAAGCUGUCGCAGAGCGUCACCGUGGACAACGUCGUCAACAUUUAUCAGACUGCAAAGCACCACGGAGCCGCUGAGCUCUGCAGGUUUUGUGAGGGAUUCUUCCUGCAGAACAUGGACCGGCUCCUGGACCGGGAGGACUUUCACCGCCUGCUUCUGGGCGGACUCUGUCAGGAGCUGCUCCGCCCCGGCAUGGACCAUGGCAAAGACCAGGACCCGGUGCCUCUCGUCAGGACUUUAGAGGAAACAUUAAUCCACAGACUGAACGGACUCCACUCUGCAUGUCGAGAGUAACACUCACACUGACAUCUGUGUGUGUGUGUGUUUGGGAAAAGAGCCAUUUAGGUUGUUACCACGUGUUUUAAUCCCAACAUUUCCCUUGUUUUUCUACAAUUUAGACUGUGUGUAGGAAUCAACCGGCUAUUUUUGAGAACAAGAAAUGGUGUCUUAAGCCCUAUGUGCACGGGAUCAGUAUAACCUAUUAAGUAAAACUUCCAGAGUAAUUUACUGAGCAUAUUUCAGCACACACAGAGCUUCUCUGAUGAUGAUUCUGGCCGAAUCGGCGUCUCAGUAAUUUGGGGCGGAACAUAGUUUUUAAGGAAGGUUUCUGCGACAUUACGGAGGCUGUGCUGCAGAUUGAGGGCUAAAAUAAUCUUUGCACAGCAUUUAGGGUGCAAAUUCAGCCGGCUCAUCUCGCUACACAUUAUGAAGAUAUUUAUAAAUAUGUACAGUAUGCUCGUUGUUUGUUUGUUUGUAGACGUGUAAGUGUAGCGGAUGUGGACGGCUGCACGCUGUAAGGUGUGAUGCGGCCCUCAGAGACGAGGUGGUUAUCAUGCAGCGCCUCAACGUUUCCAAUCAGAAAUGUCAGUAAAUAGAAAUGAAAGUGAUGCUGAAGUGUAAAAUCCUGCAGUUCCUUGAGUGUCCACUAGAGGCUGGCUGCAGAAGCACAGGAAG
Molecule: messenger RNA, 3875 nt
Organism: Labrus bergylta (ballan wrasse)
Lineage: Eukaryota; Metazoa; Chordata; Actinopteri; Labriformes; Labridae
Product: ankyrin repeat and BTB/POZ domain-containing protein 2-like
Cellular component (GO): nucleosome
Molecular function (GO): DNA binding; protein heterodimerization activity; structural constituent of chromatin
Source: RefSeq, a predicted model, not a curated record